This is a messenger RNA of Schistocerca piceifrons (Central American locust), 5032 nucleotides long. Its product is annotated as zinc finger protein 160-like. Gene Ontology annotation, cellular component: nucleus. The record is from RefSeq and is a predicted model, not a curated record. Lineage: Eukaryota; Metazoa; Arthropoda; Insecta; Orthoptera; Acrididae. Gene Ontology annotation, molecular function: RNA polymerase II cis-regulatory region sequence-specific DNA binding; DNA-binding transcription activator activity, RNA polymerase II-specific. The coding region runs from base 553 to 2445 and encodes 630 amino acids. The transcript has 6 exons. Gene Ontology annotation, biological process: regulation of transcription by RNA polymerase II.
GUGAAAUACUUCGUGAUUGACAGAAAAAAGGCGCUUAAUGAAACUCGCACACACGCUACAUUAGUAUUGUUAUAUUGACUUUGGGUUGUGCAUGCGAUGUUCUGUAACAAUAUUUGUGAAGGGAUGACUAGGAACAUUAAUAGAGUUCAUUGUAAUCCGGUGCGUAGCUCGUCCAGGUUGUAGCUUGAACAGUUGUAUUGUCGAUACAUCCGAUUCAUUUGCCCAUGUUAAGACAGAACUUCAGGGAUUGAUUAUGUUGGGAUGAAAGAGAAUGCUGUACAGGGGAUUCAUUGUGUUCCGUUUUCCGUGGGUUUUCAAUGUGCUAUGUGCUCCAUAGUUUAGCAAAUAUUGUUAACUGCUUAUUGUAGUAAUGUGCACGUUGGAAACUAUUUUUGUGAAAGAGUAGUGCAUCACCUUUCUGGAAGGAUAUGGGAAAUGUAAUCGACUGUGUAAGGCCUAAAGGGUAUGUGUAUUUGCCACUGCCAAAAUACGGCACAUCACAACUCCACAUAAGAUUGUCAUGGAUACUCUUAUUGGCUUACUAGGGCAAUCAUGGACUGCAAGGGAACUAAUUGGCUGAAAAAAGAGAAGAAUGAAGUGUAUGCUGAAUCAGGCUCGUUGUUUCUUGAAGAUCCACUAACGAUGCCUAGUGUUCGUAUAAAGCAUGACCCAGAACUGAAACAGGAUUUGGAUGGCACUGAACAUCAUUUUCUUGAAGAUGACUUGGGAACCUCUUGGCCAAAUGAUUUUAUCAAGAAGGAUCCUGAACUAAAUUUGGAGGUGGAUGAAACUGAGAAUACUGUGGCAGCCUCAAUAAGAAACACAUCUGAUAGCACAAGUUUCAUUCAAAGUGCUGGUGAGAGCUGUGACAUCUCAUUUCAAGAAAUAUUACAUCAAGGAGUAGUCAACGACGAGCUGGAGAUGGAUGCAGAGAAGUCGACAGAUUUCACUGUGUGCGAUAGCUAUACCAAAAUAUCGAUUUCACAAGAAGAUAGCUUAUUCAGCACGAGAUUUAGUCGUAGCAUUAGGGAAAAGGAUUUUCACAAGUUUAACUGUAAUUUCUGCCUAAAGAGCUUCCCUUCCAAAUACAGACUCAUAAUGCAUGUCUUCAACCACAUUGAUGGUGUGCAGGCACCUGCAUAUGUGUGUAAGUCAUGUGGUGAGGUAUUGCCCACUGAUGACUGCUUGAAAAAACAUUUGAGAAUCAGUGAGGGUGCUGCCGACAGUGAGAUACUUGACUGCAGUGAUGACCAUGAAAACAAUAUCUCCAUGGAGGGUGUACGAGAAGGAAGCAUGGAACAGACUGAGAACCAGUCUUCAUCCAAGGAAAGUAGGAAAACUUUCAAGAAAUGUAAUGCACAUAAUGUGACACAAGCUGCAGAAAAACCCGAAAGAUGCAAUGAUGAUGGAAUUUUAUCUACAAGUGAUAAUGUCCACAGCGUCCUAAGUGCAAAGAGGUGUCACAGUUGUGAUGUUUGUGCUAAAUUGUUUACUCUGUCAAGUGCUCUUAGGAGACAUAAAUUAAUACACACUGGUGAGAGAUCCCACAAAUGCGACGUUUGCGGCAAAUCUUUUACUCAUUUGAGUACUCUCAAGUCCCACUACAUAAUACACUCUGGUAAGAGACCUUAUAAAUGUAGCGUUUGUGGAAAAUGUUUUACUCAAUUGAGCAAUCUGAAGAAACAUGAAUUAAUACACAAUGGAAACAGACCUCAUAAAUGUGAUGUUUGCGGCAAAGCUUUCACUACACUGUACAAUCUCAAGACCCACUUAUUAAUACAUACUGGAAAGCUACCAUACAAAUGUAGUGUUUGUGGAAAAUCGUUUGUAAAUUCUAGUAAUCUGAAGGCACACGAAAUAAUACACACAGGAAAGAGACCCUACAAAUGUGAUACUUGUGGCAAAUCUUUUAAUGCAUUGUCCAAUCUCAAUCGCCAUGUCUCAAUACACAGUGGAGAGAGACCCCAUAAAUGUAGUGUUUGUGGAAAAUCGUUUAAUCAGCCGAGUAGUCUGAAGGCUCAUUAUUUAGUACACACUGGACAAAGAAUACACACAUGCAUUGGUUGUGACAAAUCUUUUUCAGAACUGGGUCAUGUAGAGGCACAAAGAUUAACAGACACAGGAAAGAGUGCCCACAAAUGUGAUACUAGUGGAAAGUGUUUUACUUAUUUGGGUAAUCUCAAGAAACACUCGAUACCACACACUGGCAAACGACCGCACAUGUGUAUUGUUUGUGGAAAAUCGUUUACUCGUUUGAGCUGUCUCAAGAGGCAUGAAUUAAUACACACUGGAGCGAGACUACACAAAUGCAAUGUUUGUGACAAAUCUUUUUUAUUACUGGAUCAUCUAAAGAGACACGCAUUAAUACACGCAGGGAAGAGUUCGCACAAAUGUGAUAAUUGUGGCAAAUGUUUUACUCUGCUACUGUUAAGAAAAAAAAGUUAGUACACACUGCCGAACGACCGUAUCAAUGGAGUGCUUGUGGAAGAUAAGUCAACCAUUCCAGUAAUUUCAAAACACAGGAAUUACUACACAAUAAAAAAGGCUACACAGUUAUAUAUGUGGGAAAUUACUUAGGUUGAUCGUUUUGGGAAGCAUUCUAUAGUACAUACUUUGUAGAAACCAUUCAAAGCAUUGUGGAGAUCUAUAGUGUUACACAUGUUGCAAGACCACACAUAUGUUAUGAAAAUUGUUCGCAUCUGCUAGAGAGAGGUCAUAAAAAGGACAAAUCUAUUUCUCCUCCUUAACGUUUGAAGAACAUUUAUACUAAAUACUACAUAUGAAUCACACAGUUGUGAUUUUUUUGUUCUGAUAAUGUCUUAAUGAACUGGCUACCAGAAAUUUGUGCAUUGAGAAAUAUCUUUCACUCGUUUGGGUAGAAGUUCCAAGUAGUAAUCAGGACCCCAUAUUCAUCAUGAGAAUGAAUCAAUUUGUUGCCAAUUUUUUGAAAGAUACUGCCAAGCAAGAUUCAUGAAGCUGUAUGCACCAGACAGGUGACAUCUAAGAUGUGCUUAUUACAUAUUCUUCACUCAGGCUAUUUAUCUGAAAAAUGGAGAAAGAUACAAAAAUCUCACGAUCUUGCAAACACUCUACUGAGGUAUGCUUCCUUAAUAGUUGCUAUUUGUGAAGUUAAUAAUCUGCACACAUGUUAACUGUUUUGUACUAGAAUGAGAUUUUCACUCUGCAGCGGAGUGUGUGCUGAUACGAAACUUCCUGGCAGAUUAAAACUGUGUGCCCGGCCGAGACUCGAACUCAGGACCUUUGCCUUUCGCGGGCAAGUGCUCCACCGUCUGAGCUACCGAAGCACGACUCACGCCCGGUACUCACAGCUUUACUUCUACCAGUAUCUUGUCUCCUACCUUCCAAACUUUGCAUAAACUCUCCUGCGUACCUACUUUCGUACUAGUUUCCCAUUAGGAAAUAACUGAUGUUGGUGAGUAUGCAGCGAUAAGCCAAAAAUUUUAAUCAUCUGCCUAGUAGCAUUUUGAUACACCUUCAGAAUGCAAUACAUCACUCCUGCAUGGUGUGGACUCAUUAGUUCUUUGUUAGUUUUCCAUUAGUACAUUGGACUACAUGUCGAAACAUAACUCACACAGUACCCAUAAGUUAUAGGCUGUUGGUCUGUUGCUGUGUAGACAGUGUACAAUAGCAUCCCAAAUGCGUUUCAUGAUGAUCUAAUGGGUUGAACUAGGUGGGCAAGACAAGUGUGAGCUAUCAUGCUGCUCAGACCAUUGUAGUGUGUUUCUGGCCCUGUGACUUGGACAGUUACCCUGCUGCAAGAUAAUGUCACUGUCAGGGAAGAUGUAAAGAGGUUGCAAUAAUGUUAGUAUUAUCCACAGCUGUCAUGAUGCUUUGAAUUAUGACCAGUUUUUCUUGGUAUCUCACAUGAAUAUCCCCCAUAGCAUGACAUUGCCUUCAUCUUCCUGCAUCUGUUGUAUGGUACAUGUUGUGAAUAACCACUCAUCUGGAUGAUGGCAUAUCUGGGCACAACCGUUGACCUGGUCGAACAAGAAAUGUCACUUAUCCCAACAUGUGACACAUCUUUCUAGAUAUGCAGUCCAAUCUCAAUUAUUGCAUUUCAACUGCUGCUGUAACUGACAAUGUUGUUAGAUCAACAUUAGAAUACAAAGCUGUUAUGUAACUUGGGGCCUCAUUCUCAACAAUGUCUGCUGAAUUGCUUGAGUCUCCUGUCUUCAUAGACUGACAUAGAUCCCACUUUACAGAGCAGCCAGACUCUGAUCUCCCAUUCUCUAGGUAAAGCACAAGCAUCCUACACCUUCUUGUCAAGUUGUGGUUUCACCAUCUUUCAACGAUGUUCCAUAGAGGCUCACAAUAGGAGCACAUGAGCAACCAACCAGAUUUGCUGUUAGUGAGAUGCUAUUACCCAGGUACUAGGAAAAACCAUCUGCUCUUUGGCAAAGUUAUUUGUCUGUUGUUUUUCACAUACUGUCGCUAGAAUGAUUACACAUUCAUCUCUGCUUGUACAGAUUCAUUACUAUGUGAUAUACCCACAAUGCCACUGCGCAGCAUACAGCGCUCCUAUGGAAGUGGAUAUAAUGAUUUGGAUCAAAAGUGUGUAUUACGCAAAAGGGUCAUUUGGUAAAUUGUGUAGUAAUUCAGAUUUUCAUGCUUUGUUAAAUUUUAUAUCAAUACACUACUGGCUGUUUGAGCUGUAUUUCUUGUGAAAUAUUUUUGUGUAGUACAAAGCUCUAUGCAUAAACUACUCUUCAUUAACUCAGAAUUAUGUACAAAGUCUUUUAAUUAUUUGUCUGUUUCUAAUUAUCAUGUAACUGCUGCACAAACAUAUGUGGGAAAUCUAUGUCAUCAUGUAGUGUCAGAUUAUAAUUCCAAUUGUAUAAAACACAAGGAGAAUUGAAACAGCUCAAAGUGUGACUACUAGAAUAUAAAUUUAAUCCAAAUGCAUAAUUUUUAUUGUAAAAAGUAAAUAUAGCAAAUGUGGUUUCUUUUUAAUUGCUUUGUUUUAAUUUUAUUUCUUUUUAGUUGUCUUCUUUCAUCUACUGUAAACAUGAUU